CGCGAGACACCAAUCUGUCAAAAACGACCUGCCGGGUCUUUCAGGGGUUUUCUGCAAACUCCCGCUUCCCGAUCGGACACGAGUCAGUUCUGAGGGGAACGGGGAGCGUUCCUGACGGCAAGGGAGCAGCCAACUGCACACCUCGGGUGCUGUUUCCUCAUCCGGCCUUUGGGAGGCCGUGCACCCUCCGUGUAGGCAGUUAAAGACUCCAUCCACAGUAGAGGACAAGGAGCGAGUCACACCAGGAGAGAAGCACGCGCUCCUUGGCAGAGCUGAGGGGCAGGUGCGUAGUCCCAAGUGGAGGUGAUGCCCAGGCUAACACAGAGGGUGGUGGUGUCUUCGAAACACGAUCCCCACUCUCCCUGCCGCGGGACAAGCGAGAAGGCCAGCUGGCUUCCAGAAGACAAAGCGUUCUGCAACAUUCAAAGAGAGAAGAUCAUCUCCAAGUUUCUCAAGGAAAGCGUUCUGAAGAGAGUGCUCCGCUCCCAGCAAAUGAAGUGGCAGGCUCCCAGCUACCGGACACUCGAGCUGAGCUACGCCUUUCCUUGUACCAGAAAAUCAAUGUAUUUAAAAGAAGAUUAUGAGGAGUACAAAGAAGUAAAUAAAAACAGGAUGCUAGGAAAUAGAGUAAGGAAGGCCCAGUCGCAGGGGGCGCCCGUCAAGCCGUUCGUCCAGCACGCGGAGGCGCCGGGGCCUCGGGGCGGCGGCGCCCCCGGAGAGGACGCCGGGGAGGACACGUGGGCCUGCGGCGCCGCGGGGAUUGUAAGGAAAACCAGGAGCAGCUACAACAAAAGGGGGAGAAGAAAUGGUGAGAGCUGUGGCAGCAGCCUACAAGCGUCAGACGUCUCUCUUGAGAACUUAUCUCACUGGGAUUUGGAUGCGGAAGUACCUGUUCCUGAAAAUAAGAACACUCCUGGAAGGGAUAAUGCCGCCAGCGGCACAAUGAACAAGAACCAUCUGGAAACCCCAGCAGAGAAGCCGAGGCUAGAACUUCACUUGUCAGAGCAGGCUCACAGAAGAACACAGAAGAGUGAACAGGACAUAUUCCAGUUGUGGAGUUCUCCUCUCAGUGAAGGAAGCACCAUGGAGAACAGGGAAUUCAAAAAAUCUUCCAUGGAAGCUGGCUUUCAUGUAAACAGCAGCCCCAUAAGGCUGUUCACGUUGAAGCACUCCUUACCAAGUGCUGCGGCUGAUAAGCAGGUGGGCUCUUUCCCCACACUGCCGACGCCCUUCAGUCUCUGCUGGCCUUACGCGGAUGGAGACUUUUCUAAGGACGGAAGUGAGCUUCAUAGUAAUUCACGUUCAAAUACGGAAGACAACGAUGGCGAGACUGUAUCUGCUCCAAAUUGGAAUGUGAAAUAUGGAAACAGCAGCGUGGAAGAAAAUGUAACAGAUGAAAGUGACUUAUCAGAAAACGAGAAAGCGAAUGAUACUUUACUCAGCUAUUUUAAAAAGAUGGAUUUGAAACUAAAGCCGGAAACCAUUGAAAGCAUUGAAGAGUCGUUCCCCGAGGAGCCCAAUGAAGCGUUUCCGUACCCCGACUUCCUGCCUGCGCCCUUCAACGCCCUGGACUUGCACAAGCUGGCCCUCUCCAAGUCUGAGAACUGGAAAGCCACAGUGGACGCUGCAGAGAGCUCUGUGGAACUCCUGAUAGCCCGUUUGCUGGAACUGGAGCGACUACAGCACACAACCAUCCAGAAAGAGAAGCCCAGACUACAGACUCCUUUCUGCGCCCCAGCACUCACCGAACGACCCUCUUCGUCCAAAGCUGCACCAAAAGGAAAACAGUCAAAAGUUUCUGACUCUUUGGGUUUUCAGGCAUCUUGCGCAGACAAAAGCCGAGAAAAAAGAAAAAACAAUUCUGGUUCUUACAAGCCUGAGCAGAAUGCUUCCAAAUGGAAUUGGAGCAAUUCUGGCAGAUAUAAAUGGGAUUCUAGACCGCCAUCUUUAAAAAGUUCACCUACCACAAAACAGCUGAUGGCAACUUAUGAUGACUCUAAGAAUCAAAGAAAUUCCACUUUAAAUCCAUGCCAAGAACUCUCACCUAAACCCACUAUUCCAGAAACAACUCAAUCACUGGUGAAAAUGGUCUCAGCGAGAUGUCUGCCGCCAAGGUUUCCAAUACCAGUUUCACCUAUACCUUUGACUUUUCCUGAAAAUCAGAGCGAAGAAAUUAAGACAUCAAGGACUAAAAAAAAACUUCAUCGAAAAAACAUAGCAUUGAAUAGACCAUUCUGUAUUCAGAAGCUAAUAUCCCCUUCAUUUAUAGCCAAGAAUAAGUGUUCACCCAUUGACCAGAAAUAAACCACUUAUUUCAUGUAUCCCAGUGUGAGCAAGUCUAUUGCGAGGAGCCCAGCUCAAAUACGGCUCGUCAUUUCAAGAUGCAGGUGUCUGAAAAAAAAAAAAAAAAAGCAAAGCAGAACACCACACAGAACAGCCGCUUGAUGUGAAGUGGAGUAGAGCUCUGAAAACCCUGGCCAAGACCUCCACGUAUACAGCUCCUAGGCUGCACAUUUAACAAUCUUUUGUAUGUUACGUUUCAAAAAAAGUCUUACUUAGUAAAUUAUUCUGUUCAAAA
This is a messenger RNA of Oryctolagus cuniculus (rabbit), 2578 nucleotides long. NCBI's taxonomy places the organism in Eukaryota, Metazoa, Chordata, Mammalia, Lagomorpha, Leporidae. The record is from RefSeq and is a predicted model, not a curated record.